Trachymyrmex septentrionalis is the source of this 792-nucleotide messenger RNA. RefSeq names its product ribonuclease kappa (gene RNASEK). The record is from RefSeq and is a predicted model, not a curated record. NCBI's taxonomy places the organism in Eukaryota, Metazoa, Arthropoda, Insecta, Hymenoptera, Formicidae. Bases 270 to 569 code for a protein of 99 amino acids. Gene Ontology annotation, molecular function: RNA endonuclease activity. The transcript has 2 exons.
AAGAGAGAAAGCGAAGAUGCUGAGUGUAAAAAGUGUAAGCAAGUUGAACAGACCUCAUUAAACGUCACAUGAUUACAAACCCUCAUCGCGGUGUAUCGUCAGAUUGUCACGAGUGUUACGACGGGCGAUCAGCUAAGGGUAUUAGCGAACGCUGAUACCUAGGUCAUCUCGUUCACAUUCCCGGUUAAUCACCAAGGGUUCGUGUAAAGCAACGACGAAGUCGUUUGGUUAAAUUUGAUCACUCCAUACGAACGAUCUCGUCAAGCAGGAUGAAGGUCUGCGGGCCCAAAUACGCCUUGUGCGGUUUAGUGUUGUCUGUUUGGGGCAUAGUCCAGUUGGUUUUCAUGGGAGUAUUUUUCUACAUCCGGAGCGUUGCACUGGUGGAGGAUCUCCCAUUGGAAGAACUGAAGGAAAACCUUACUUCAACAGGUGAAUUCUACAAAGUGGUGGACCGAGGAUACACGCAGAAUGCAUACAACUGCUGGAUUGCCGCAUGCAUCUAUGUCCUCACUUUCCUUUUCUCUGGUCAUCAGUUCUAUCUCAAUUCUAGAUCGUCCCUUAGCGUAUAAAUACACGGAUGUUAUGCAAUGACGCUACUGUGCAUCUGAUUUGUAAUAAUGUACAUCUAGAAAACAUCUUGAUUUCAAAUUAUUUUAAGGCUGCAUUAUACAGUUAUUCUAGGAUCAAGUUGUUAUCCAAACACAAUAUAAUGUAGACAAAAUGCCUGUGUUCCAAAUGUUUUUAUAAGUGCAGAAGAUGUAUUUUUUGCCACAUAUGUGUAUAUUUAUAUUU